AAUCCAGAUUUGUUCUUUAGUAUUGACGGAAACCUAAAGUUGGAAGAAGUUAUAAGAAAUGUUUCAUCAAAAUUCUAUUUAAACGAUAGUGAAUGUCCCCUAAGUUAUGAACCGAGUGGAUAUGAUUUCCUCUCCCCCUGCCUUCAGGAAGCAGAUCUAAUGGCAAGGUUGAUAGAGGACCCUGAGGAAUAUAUUGGUUGGUUGAACCGGUUCCUCCCUCAGCUCUUUGAUCAGGAGUUUAAUCUGCAACCUGGAGAGGUAUUAGAUCGUACAGAUGGUAAACUGGUUCAUCUAGAUGGACUCAACUUUUCUCGGGCCUGGGCUCUCUUCAAUAUAGCUGAUAAAAUAGCUGAUCAAGAUAUGAAAUCUCGUCUGGUUAGAAUGGGAGAUGAACACAUUUUGAAGAGCAUUGAUUAUGUUGUUGGAAGUGAUUAUGCCGGCUCUCAUUGGUUGGCAUCAUUCCUCUUCAAUGCUUUGGAAGUCAGAAACAAAAACAAUAUUUCAAGCUAAUCAAUCCAUGUUUCAACUGAUUGGUGAUAUUCAAUAUCUUUCUAUUGAUUGGUAAUCAAUUCAAUCAAUUCCUUUUUCAGUUGAUUAAUUCAAUCCAUUAACGAAUUUUUUCAGUUGAUCGUUAAUAAAUUCAAACAAUAUAUUUAAUUUUCUGUUGAUCGUUAAUCUUUU
Molecule: messenger RNA, 681 nt
Organism: Eurytemora carolleeae
Lineage: Eukaryota; Metazoa; Arthropoda; Copepoda; Calanoida; Temoridae
Exons: 7
Coding region: 160-510 (116 amino acids)
Source: RefSeq, a predicted model, not a curated record